Penicillium subrubescens is the source of this 336-nucleotide messenger RNA. RefSeq lists its product as uncharacterized. The record is from RefSeq and is a predicted model, not a curated record. The transcript is spliced from 2 exons. Lineage: Eukaryota; Fungi; Ascomycota; Eurotiomycetes; Eurotiales; Aspergillaceae. The coding region runs from base 1 to 336 and encodes 111 amino acids.
AUGGCACAUAACACGGAAGUGAUUACGACUGCCACUACUUCUGGUGUGACUCUCGACUCCGACACCAUGUUCUACAUUUUCUACAUUCGUCCCACAGCCGAUGAGGUCCUGCCUGUCGGCUUCACUGGAAAUGGCGUCACUGCGCCUGAUGAUGCUGUCACCACCAACUUCAUCUUCUAUGGCACAUACUUGAUGUGGGAGUAUGAUGACGGCUCGUUGUCGGAUUCGUUCCGGGCUAAGGAGACCAACGUGACCGGUGUCUAUGAGCUCUACUAUGAUUUCUCGAACCUGUAUCCGUCUGGAUAUAAGACUCCGGUUGUGAAGUCGUCGUCCUAA